Molecule: messenger RNA, 1392 nt
Organism: Rotaria sp. Silwood1
Lineage: Eukaryota; Metazoa; Rotifera; Eurotatoria; Philodinida; Philodinidae
Source: the annotation of a GenBank genome assembly
AUGCUCUUUCUAUAUACAACACUGAUAGCUUAUGUUUUGCAAAUAGCAUUAUUGUUAUAUGUUAAUGCUACGCAACAAUCAUCGAAAAUACCACGUCUACUUAUUAUUUCACUUGAUGGAUUUGGACAUAACUAUUUACAUGAACAUAAUUUACCUACACUUAAUCGAUUUCGUAAUGAAGGUGUACAAGCAAAACAUGGAAUGCAACCUACAUUUCCUACAAUGACAUUUCCUAAUCAUAUUUCAAUUGCUACAGGAAUGUAUCAAGAAGAUCAUGGUGUUGUAUAUAAUAUAUUUUACGAUCGAUUAUUGAAUAUAACUAUUGGAAUGAAUGAUCGUGACAAUCGACAAUGGUCUAACCCGAAAGUAGAACCUUUGUGGAUUACAGCAACGAAACAAAAAGUCAAAUGUGCUGUUUUAUUUUGGCCAGCAUGUCAAAAUAAAUUUAAUGGUAUACGUCCACUUAUCUAUAGUUGGUCAUACGCUGAUGAUAUACCUUUUCGAGAAAAAAUUGACAAUGCUAUAAGUUACUUUCGUGAGUUGUCAAUUCAACUCGUUAUGUUAUAUCAUUUUGAACCAGAUAAGCAAGGACAUACAUAUGGUCCAGAUUCACCGAAAGUACGCGAUACAUUAAUUCGUCUUGAUGGUGAUAUUGAAUAUUUACUGUAUAAAGUUAAGUGUGAACUCAACGAUGAUUUAAAUAUAAUUAUACUUUCUGAUCAUGGUAUGACUAAAGUAAAAAGGGUGAUUCGACCCUUUGUCGACAAAUAUCUUAAUAAAAAAUCAGUUGAAACAUCUAUUCUUUCCGGUGCACUAUUCAAUGUAAUGCCAAGAACUGGACUCACUGAAGCAGUAUACAAUAGUCUUAGAAAUAUUCCUAAUGUUACAGUAUUUAAACGUAAUGAAAUUCCUGAACGUUAUCGUUAUUCAAAACCAGAGCAUCGACUUGGGGAAAUAACUGUAUUACCAAAUUCAGAAGGCCUAAUUCUAUCCUCAGCUACAAAAAUUAAAUCCUAUAAUAAAAAAGGUAAUCAUGGAUGGGAUAACACGUUAGCAUCUAUGCAAGCUAUAUUUAUGGCUCGUGGUCCUUCCUUUAGUAUAAACGUUUCAAUUCAUUCUCUUCAUAGUGUUGAUAUUUAUCAUAUUGCGUGUUACAUUCUUAAACUUCAUCCGAAUCCUCAUGCUACUGCCGGUUCAAUCGUUCACCUUAUUGAUAUCUUCCGUCCAAAUGAAAAUACAACGACACUAAGCACACUGACAUCCGCUAGUGACACAAUAGUUAGAUUAACAACAAUGAUAAAGAAUAAUUGUUACUUUCAUUCCACGCAUUUAUCUAAAGUUCUACUUAUUUUAAUAGUAUUAUCUUUCCCUAUUUCAAGAAUAUUUGAAUAA